AUGCCUGUUGGUGUGGCGCAUCUACCAGUAUACGACAAGGAAUACGUGGUCACGUACAUACAGAUAGCUCCAGGACGCAUCAACUUAUCAAGAAGUAUUGACCAAAGGUGUGACAGUGGAGGUGGGGAAGAAGACGUGCCUCACUACCGCAUGACAAACAGCCCUCGAGAGAAACAUGGAUGCGUGAUGUGA
Clonostachys byssicola is the source of this 192-nucleotide messenger RNA. NCBI's taxonomy places the organism in Eukaryota, Fungi, Ascomycota, Sordariomycetes, Hypocreales, Bionectriaceae. The record is from the annotation of a GenBank genome assembly.